Molecule: messenger RNA, 1934 nt
Organism: Lathyrus oleraceus (garden pea)
Lineage: Eukaryota; Viridiplantae; Streptophyta; Magnoliopsida; Fabales; Fabaceae
Product: ATP-dependent 6-phosphofructokinase 3
Exons: 13
Coding region: 274-1692 (472 amino acids)
Biological process (GO): glycolytic process; fructose 6-phosphate metabolic process
Molecular function (GO): 6-phosphofructokinase activity; ATP binding
Source: RefSeq, a predicted model, not a curated record
CUUUCUUUUCCACCGUAAAUUAAAAAAAGAAUCCGCAAGAAAACACCAAAGCAACGGUGAAUUUCGAGAACCUUGAUUCGGGUUCAGCAAUCUUCAACAACGUUUACUAUAAAUACCACCAUUCCCUUCUAAACCACUCGUUAAACCUUCGAACACGAUACAUUCACGCAUCUUCUUCCAUCCUCGCAAAUCCACAUUUUCAAUUCAAUACAAACUCCAUUAUCUCUUUCUCUCUCCCUCUUCCUGCUGCUACUGUUGUUACUGACUAUACUAAUGGGUUCUUCUCCAAAUUCAAAGCCUAAAAUCAUUCGAGGCUCCGCCGGUUACGUUCUCGAAGACGUCCCUCAUUUGUCCGAUUACAUUCCUGAAUUACCAACGUAUUCUAAUCCGUUGCAAGAUAAUCCUGCUUAUUCAGUCGUCAAGCAGUAUUUCGUGCAUGUGGAUGAUAGUGUUCCUGAAAAGAUUAUUGCUAACAAAGAUAGUCCAAGAGGGAUACAUUUUCGGCGGGCCGGACCUCGUCAAAAGGUGUAUUUCGAAUCAGAUGAAGUUCAGGCUGCCAUCGUAACAUGUGGAGGUUUAUGUCCUGGUCUCAAUACCGUUAUUAGGGAGUUAGUAUGUGGUCUAUACCAUAUGUACGGCGUCAAGAAAGUAUUAGGAAUCAGUGGAGGAUACAAGGGUUUCUAUGCUCACAAUACAAUCCCUCUAACUCCUAAAACCGUAAAUGAUAUACAUAAGCGUGGAGGAACUAUCCUUGGUUCAUCACGAGGUGGACAUGACACAAUUAAGAUAGUUGAUAGUAUUCAAGAUAGGGGAAUCAACCAGGUUUAUAUAAUAGGAGGAGAUGGAACUCAGAGGGGUGCUUAUAAAAUUCUUGAGGAAAUUGGAAAGCGUGGCCUCAAGGUUGCAGUUGUAGGAAUCCCUAAAACCAUAGAUAAUGACAUUCCGGUUAUUGACAAGUCCUUCGGCUUUGACACAGCUGUUGAGGAGGCUCAGCGUGCUAUAAAUGCAGCACAUGUUGAAGCUGAAAGUGUUGAAAACGGCGUAGGUGUUGUAAAGUUGAUGGGCCGGUACAGUGGAUUUAUUGCAAUGUAUGCCACCCUUGCAAGUCGGGACGUGGACCUUUGCUUAAUCCCAGAGACACCCUUUUACCUUGAAGGUCCGGGUGGACUUUUUGAGUUUGCGGAGAGAAGACUAAAAGAAAACGGUCACAUGGUUAUUGUAAUUGCUGAAGGUGCAGGACAGGAACUUGUUACAGAGAGCAUCCAAGCCAUGCACAAGCAAGAUGCUUCCGGAAACAAACUUCUUCAAGAUGUCGGGCUAUGGAUAUCCCAGAAAAUGAAGGAUCAUUUUGCUAAACAGAAGACAAUGGGCAUAACUCUCAAAUAUAUAGAUCCUACCUAUAUGAUUCGAGCUGUUCCCAGCAAUGCUUCUGACAACGUGUACUGCACACUUCUUGGUCAAAGUGCCGUUCAUGGAGCAAUGGCAGGUUACACUGGUUUUACUAGUGGGCUUGUGCAUGGAAGACAAGCUUAUAUACCUUUUAAUAGAAUCACGGAAGGACAGAACACGGUAGUGAUCACAGAUCGAAUGUGGGCUAGGCUUUUAUCUUCAACAAACCAACCGAGUUUUUUGAUUGCUAAGAGUGUCGUUGAAGAGAAUAUGAAAGAAGAGGAAGAUUCAUUUAAUCUGUAGGAUGAGCAUUGUUCAUACAAUCAUUUUGUGUUGAGUAUUUAUCACUAUGUCUAACCAUUUUAGCUGCUAACUUGUGUUGUAACAGUAACUUGUAAAUUAUGUAUACAUGAUUAGUUUAUUUUUUGCCUUUUCACAUCCAUAAGAUGUAUGUGGAAAGCUCAACCUUACAUGAGAAAUAUGUAUUCUUUUGUUAUGAUUUGUCCGUUAUGAUAAUGAUUUGAAUUUGAAAGAGUUUUGAUUCA